ACCUCUCCUCGCCCCGAAUGGCAACCCGACGGGAAUGUGGUCAGCUGUCCAGUAUGCCACACCAUAUUCGGACUCUUCACACGCAAGCAUCAUUGUCGAAAGUGUGGACGAGUGGUAUGCUCGGCCUGCUCUCCACAUCGCAUCACAAUUCCACGG
Messenger RNA from Zymoseptoria tritici IPO323, 156 nucleotides. RefSeq lists its product as uncharacterized. The record is from RefSeq and is a predicted model, not a curated record. The annotation marks the transcript as partial. Gene Ontology annotation, molecular function: metal ion binding. Lineage: Eukaryota; Fungi; Ascomycota; Dothideomycetes; Mycosphaerellales; Mycosphaerellaceae. The transcript has a single exon.